AUGGCGCUUCUCCUGCUAUCGCCCUCCGUGUGCUCCGCGCUGAGCGCUGCGCCGGUCAGCUCCUGGUACGACUCGGGCGUGCGGCUUCCGUCGUCGUCGUUAGAGGGAAAGGUCAUGCCGACUGGCUCGCAAGUGUGGCCCGCCAUCGGAGGCACCGCCGGCUUCCACCGCGGAGCGGGCCGCCUCGGAAAGAAACGCGCUCGGCUGGCACCCGCGGCCUCCGACUCGAUGUUCCUCGACGAGGCUGCCGCGCUGCGAGCCCUCGACUUUCCGCUCAGCGAGGCUGAGCUCAUCUCGGCGGCAAAGGCCUUUCUCUUCUACGGCCAGGGCACCGAGAAGCCGGAGCUUCUCGCGCCCGAAUUUGUCUUCAUGGGGCCGUACGUUGGAGGCGCGGACGGGCUCCCUCGCGACGAGUACUUGAAGGCAGUCGGCGGCUUCGACCUCAAGGCGGCGGCCCAGCAUUGCCAAGCGCACACUGCCAGCAUGUCCGCCGCCUUCCCCGACCUGAACCCGCGCUUCCACCACUUCCGGGCCGAUCCCCUCGACGCGGGCAGAGUCUGGUUCACGAGCCAGGCGAGCGGCACCGACGGCGCUGCUUGCUCGCUCAAGUUUGACGCCAGUGGACUCGCCAUCAAGUACACCAUCGGCCACGUGAUGGAGCGAUCGCUCGGCAACACCGGCGGCCUCGGCGGCAUCUUCGGCCCCGCCUACGCGAUCGGAAGGCCGUUGCCGUUCCCUGAGGCGCGUCCGUGGAGGCCGUCGAAGCGCUACCGGCUGCUGCAGGCUGUCGGGCAGUUCGUGGCCUUCCUUAACGAACGCAAGAAGUGAAGAGGUCGCGCCGAGAAGACUCUGCCGUGCAUGU
This is a messenger RNA of Emiliania huxleyi CCMP1516, 862 nucleotides long. RefSeq lists its product as hypothetical. Bases 1 to 828 code for a protein of 275 amino acids. The record is from RefSeq and is a predicted model, not a curated record. The transcript is spliced from 6 exons. NCBI's taxonomy places the organism in Eukaryota, Haptophyta, Isochrysidales, Noelaerhabdaceae.